Orbilia oligospora ATCC 24927 is the source of this 1323-nucleotide messenger RNA. RefSeq lists its product as uncharacterized. Lineage: Eukaryota; Fungi; Ascomycota; Orbiliomycetes; Orbiliales; Orbiliaceae. Gene Ontology annotation, cellular component: extracellular region; fungal-type cell wall; cell surface. Gene Ontology annotation, molecular function: glucan endo-1,3-beta-D-glucosidase activity; 1,3-beta-glucanosyltransferase activity. Gene Ontology annotation, biological process: cell wall organization. Bases 1 to 1323 code for a protein of 440 amino acids. The record is from RefSeq and is a predicted model, not a curated record. The transcript has 2 exons.
AUGCUCGGGAAGAAUGUACUUCUCGCCGUUCUAGCGGCACUGACGGCAGUUAAUGCCCAGGGCGAAUACUUGGGCUUCAACUACGGUGCCCACAGGGCUGACGGCUGGACACUUAAAGUUCAUGAUGACUUCUUGGAAGAGUUCCAAUUCGCUCAGAAACUUGCUGUCGGCGGCGGCAAGUUCAGCAGCGCCAGAUUGUACACCAUGAUUCAAGGCAAUGAAGGAGACGAACCAAUCGAAGCCAUCGAGGCUGCCAUCAAGACAAACACCACUCUCUUGCUCGGAAUGUGGUGCUCUAUCGAUCCUAAGUACGAUCCUGUUGGGCACGUCAAAAAAGAAAUCAGCGCCCUCAAGAAGGCUAUCACAAAAUAUGGGUCGGCUUUCACAGACCUUGUCGUCGGUCUAUCCGUUGGUUCCGAAGAUCUUUACCGGAGCUCCGCUAUGGGAGUCAAGAACAAGUCUGGAAUCGGUGCCAAGGCAGAAGAGAUCGUCGAGUUUAUUGGCAUGGUCAGGAAGGCCAUUGCCGAUACCCCAUUGAAAGGCACACCAAUCGGUCACGUCGAUACUUGGACAGUUUGGGUCGACGGCUCCAACAGGGCCGUUAUCGAUGCCUUGGACUGGAUUGGUUUUGAUGGAUACCCUUACUUCCAAUCUAACAUGCCAAACAACUCGAUCGAGGCUGCGGCUGAUUUGUUCUGGGAAUCCUACGAGGCCACUAAACAGGCUGUCAGCGGCAAGGAGGUCUGGAUCACCGAAACAGGUUGGCCCGUCACUGGUAAAGAUAUGGGUCUCGCCUCUGCCAACGUCAAGGAGGCCCAGAAAUACUGGAAUGACAUCGGUUGUGCUCUCUUUGGCAACUACAAGACUUGGUGGUACAUGCUCCGUGAUGCCGACCCAACCCCACCAGAGAUCGAAUUCGGUAUCGUCGACGCCAAAUUCCAGCCUUACUACGAUCUUAGCUGCAAGAAUGCCAAGCCAUCCCCUAGCCCCGUUGCCGUUGUAUCCACUAGCUCUGCCGCCCCCAGCACUGGUGCUCCAGCCAGUACUUCUGCUCCAUCCACUAGAGCCCCUGGUAUGUCUAUUUCCGAUCUGUCAUCGUACUCUACCAUUGAUUCGUCGCGACUUAACACAAUUGCUUUAACUCCCACAGGUUCCACAUACGAAAUUGAAUCAUCCACACGCGAUUCCGGCUCCCCAACCAACACUGCCCAAAGUGCUGCUAAGACAACCGACGCCGACGCUCCAUCAUCUGGUUUCGCUGUCAAGGCAACCAUUGGAUUUGUCGCCGCUCAAGCCAUUGCCGUUGCUUUCUUCCUUUUGUAA